AUUCCAUUGCAGACUCAGCGUGGAAUCUGCGGACCUUGGAUCCCAGAUGAUGGCAAGAUUGUAACUCACACAGUCUCUCAGGCAGGGAAAAUGAGCCAGCUCAACUGGACUAGCAAGGUUGUAUUGGUCCACCUGGGUGUGACGUCUUUGAUUGCUCACAUCAAAGUUGGUCAUUUUCAGGCUGCUUUAGAGGCAAAGUCCACUGUUAUAAGCAGCACAGUGUGCGGAGAUGGCAUCUGUAGCCCCGAGGAAAACUGUGCCUUGUGCCCUGCUGACUGUGGUCCCUGCCCAAUGCCAUCAUCCAUUAAGAUUGCUAUUGUCCUGCCCCUGGCUUUAUUCUGCAGUGGCUUUAUAUUGGCACUUGUGUGGUUUCAGUAUCAGAAGCAGAAGAUGCUUUGGGAUGAAAGUUGGAUUCUUACUGUGAAAGAUUUACCAGGUGGCACAUUCCAUUGCGGACUUGGCAGUACAAUUAGUUUGAAAUGUAAUCAGAACUCACAGCCUGGCCAUCGACCUGAAAUGUUUGCCAAUACUGUAUUUAUAUGUGGUUCAUCUACAGACAACUUCAUGCAGACAGGCAUAUAUGAUGGAAGAAUUGUAGCUGUUAAAAGAAUAUAUAAGAAAAACUUUACCAUUUCUAAAACAGUUAGAAAAGAAGUUCAGCAUGUCAGAAAGCUGGACCAUCCAAAUAUAUGUAAAUUUAUUGGAGGAUCUGUGGAGGGGAACAUUUUCAUAAUUACAGAAUAUUGCCCCAAGGGAAGCCUUGCUGAUGUCCUUUUCAAUGAUGAUAUCCCUUUAAACUGGGGAUUUAGAUUAUCAUUUGCUACAGACAUUGCUCGUGGUAUGGCAUAUCUUCAUCAGCACAAAAUCUAUCAUGGGAGAUUAACUUCACGCAACUGCAUUAUUGAUGAUCGAUGGGUUUGCAAAAUUUCUGAUUAUGGUUUGAUGGUUUACAGAAGGGAUGAAUUUAAGGAAAUAAUGGAGAAAAAGCCUGCAAACAUUUACUGUCCUCCAGAAGUCAUGAAUAGUGACAGCAAAUGGGUCAUGCCAACAGCAUCAGCUGAUGUUUACAGCUAUGCCAUUAUCCUUGUUGAAAUUGCCAGCAGAUGUGACCCAUUCCCCGGAGCUAUAUACAUGAAAGAUGCUUCAUGGAGACCACGUAUUCCAGACCUUAGCGCUGGCAAAGCUGACCAUGACUGUCCAAACCAGGCUGACUAUUCUGAGCUAGUUAAGAAAUGUUGGGCUCAUAAUCCCCUGUUAAGACCAUCAUUUGAGCACAUAAGGAAGACCCUGGAAAGAAUGAAUCCUCAUAAAGUCAGCCCAGUGGACAUGAUGAUGAACUUGAUGGAAAAAUACAGCAAGCACCUGGAAGCCGUAGUUGCAGAAAGGACUCAAGAUCUUUUGCAAGAAAAACAAAAGACUGACCGUUUACUGUACAGUAUGCUACCUAAGCCUGUAGCUGAUGAUUUACGUCAAGGCCUUAUGUGUGAAGCCCAGAGCUAUGCUAAUGCCACUGUCUUUUUCAGUGAUAUUGUUGGUUUCACUUCCAUCUCUAGUGCCAGCACACCAUAUCAAGUAGUGGACUUUCUAAACAAGCUGUAUACAAUCUUUGAUGAUAUUAUAGAUAAUUACGAUGUUUAUAAAGUUGAAACCAUUGGAGAUGCAUAUAUGGUUGUAUCAGGGGUACCUAAAGAAAAUGGAAUUAAACACGUGGCUGAAAUUGCUAGCAUGGCCUUAGAUCUUGUAUCUGUCUGUCACAGUUUUAAGAUUCCACAUAUACCAGAUAGAAAUCUGCAAAUUCGAGCAGGGAUACACUCAGGUCCUGUGGUUUCUGGAGUGGUUGGAACUAAAAUGCCCCGCUACUGUUUAUUUGGAGACACAGUCAACACAGCUUCCAGAAUGGAGUCUACAAGUGAAGCUUUAAAAAUCCAGUGUAGUUCCAGUGCAGCUGAACUGCUCCAAAAAAUUGGUGGCUACAUCCUUACAUGCCGUGGAGCCUUAAACGUAAAGGGGAAAGGAGAAAUGACAACCUGGUGGCUUGAAGAAAAAGAAACCCAAAAAGCUGAAAAAAUUUAACCACGCUAAACCAUGUUUAUACAUGUAUAUGAUGAGUGUCCCAUAAUCAUAACUUAUGUUCAGUCUACAUUGCAAAGUUUUAACAUAUUUUCGGAUUAGAAUUCCCACUAAAAUACAUGUGUCUUGUAAGACAUAAAAGAUUAGAUGUAAUUACCAUGUUGUGCUGAUUGAUCUCUUAAGUAGUUCAGUAGUUUAUAUAAUAUAAAUUAUUUGAAAAAAUACAUUAUUUCACAGAAGCGUAUACUGUAGAUUGAAUUAUGCAAUGCAAAUAUCCUAAUAAAUGUAUCUAGUUGAUCUCAA
This is a messenger RNA of Xenopus tropicalis (tropical clawed frog), 2373 nucleotides long. Its product is annotated as atrial natriuretic peptide receptor 2. The transcript has 19 exons. Lineage: Eukaryota; Metazoa; Chordata; Amphibia; Anura; Pipidae. Gene Ontology annotation, biological process: intracellular signal transduction; cGMP biosynthetic process; cyclic nucleotide biosynthetic process. Gene Ontology annotation, molecular function: phosphorus-oxygen lyase activity; ATP binding; protein kinase activity. The record is from RefSeq and is a predicted model, not a curated record. The annotation marks the transcript as partial.